Molecule: messenger RNA, 606 nt
Organism: Emiliania huxleyi CCMP1516
Lineage: Eukaryota; Haptophyta; Isochrysidales; Noelaerhabdaceae
Exons: 4
Coding region: 1-606 (201 amino acids)
Source: RefSeq, a predicted model, not a curated record
AUGGAGCACUUCGCCGCCGCGCGCAGCUGCCUGGACGAGGCCUUCGAACACGUCUGCGACUACAUCUCCGUCAAGGUCGUGUUUGGCGACCUGCGCGCGUCGCUGCUCCUCGGCCUUUACGCGCCCUCGCCGCAUGCCGCGGGCAUUUCCGCGCCGCUCCGCACCCUGGAGGGCACUCUGGGCGCGCUCCACCGGAUGCUUCCCACCGAGUGGACUCGCCGCCGCGUGCUCUUCCAUGCGGUGCUGCUCGAUCCGUCUUCGGUGCGCGACUACGCCCUCGACGACGUCACUGUCUUCAGCCACGAUUUGCGGCUCAUGCAGGAUUUCUUCGUCGCCGAGAACGAGGUCGGCGAGCCGCAGGGCGUGACGCACGCGGAGGAGUGCCUCGCCUCGCUCAAGCUGCUGCUCGGCAUCCUCGACACGCGCUCCGAGGUGCUCGUCGAGCUGAUCGCCCGCCCCGCCUCCAUCUCCACCACGCUGGUCGGCCACCAGAACUUUCGGCAGCACGAGCUCUACGUGCUGCUCGCGGGCAAGGUGCUGUCCAAGCGGACCGACAGCGCCGCUCGUUCGUGGAAGGCGGCGCCGGUGCGGGGGGCCGUCAGCUAG